Molecule: messenger RNA, 559 nt
Organism: Coccinella septempunctata (seven-spotted ladybird)
Lineage: Eukaryota; Metazoa; Arthropoda; Insecta; Coleoptera; Coccinellidae
Exons: 2
Coding region: 177-521 (114 amino acids)
Source: RefSeq, a predicted model, not a curated record
ACCUUUUUUGUGUCAAUUCCAAAUUUCUUGACAUUAUUCUGACAUCUUCUUCACACACAUCUUUUUCAUACAAAACUAAAUACUGAACUUAAGGCAAUUGUAUCAAAAUGAAGUAGCGGAAGCACCCUGAUCCAAUCGUAUAUUCCUGAGCUCUACAAAAAAUUUAAGGGAUAAAGAUGGCGAGCAGUUUACCCCCAAGCAGCAAUGAAGAAUACAGUGGAGACCUGACAGUAAACGAAGAAGUAGAUCCCAUAUUCAGCAUGGAACACAAGAAUACGGAAAUGCACCACACCGACUUCGCAAUGCACAUGAGGAAGCCUGAGCAUAUGAGGGAAUUCGAUUUGAACCACCCUGAUAUAAUAUUUGCAAUAAAUUUGGGGAUCCAAAUGCAAGCCAUAAACGACGUAACAGGAACCAUCAAACCCAAAUUAAAAGCUGAUUUGCAAUGUUUAGUUAGUGAAGCUUGUAUCAAAGCCAUUGAUAAAAAACAAGUAACUUUUUGCUUGGAUAAUGAAAAGUAAUUUGUGGCUCCAUUACUCCAAUAAAAUUUUAUUAUUCA